GAUACAGGUUUCGAGAUUGUUUCUCCUUUAUAUUUUCUAUUGGAAUUUAUAAUUUUACUACUAUCGCAAAAUGGUGACUUUUGGUUGUGUCGCUAAACUUUUGCGCAGCUUCGAGUGCUGUGGGAAUUCGUGGGUGAAAGCCGUCAAUCCCGGGUGGUACGAGGCCCGAGAGAUUCCCAAGACCCUUCUGAUCCAGAAGGUGCAACAGGUGGCCCAGGCGACCAGGGCGAUUCGCCAGCGACCCCAAACCGCGGAGCCGCCAAAGAAGACCAGCAAGCCAAGGCGCCAGCCCUAUCUCUAA
Molecule: messenger RNA, 301 nt
Organism: Drosophila takahashii
Lineage: Eukaryota; Metazoa; Arthropoda; Insecta; Diptera; Drosophilidae
Source: RefSeq, a predicted model, not a curated record